AUGGCAAACAUUCAACGCCCCCAGUCGGCGACUACGGUCUUUCUAGAUCAGCCACCCAGUUGUCUGGAGUUCUGCCCCGAGGCCCCAGACCAUUUCAUCGUGGGCACCUAUCUUCUAUCAGAGAACAAGACCGAAGAUGGAGAAGUCGAACAGUCCAAAACUGGGAGUGUACAACUAUGGAAAUUAGACCCUUUCAGCAAAACAUUAUCCCAAAUUCAAAGAAUUGCCGUCCCAUACGCAGUUUUUGACCUGCACUUCCACCCAAGACAGAAGAACUUAUUCGCAAUUGCAAGCAGUGUAGGAUCAGUAUCGCUAUUCCAAGUAUCCACAGACUCCACCGGAUAUGCAUCUGCAUCCCCAAGCCUCACUCAAUUAUGGACAAAGCAAGUACACGAAGACCCAUCAAUCCCAGCACUCUUCCUCGCCUGGGCACCUGAAAACUGGUUCUCCCAGGCAGCAGCAGAUGGCUUCGCCGUCACAUUCUCAGAUAGCCGGACAGCCGUCUUCGGGACGGAGGGCGAUAUCCUCCAAGAAGAAAGUAUAGAAGAAUGGGGCACAUAUGAAGCAAAACAGAUGAUCGAAGUCUGGUUUGUUGCAUUGUCAACACGCACGGGAACCCCAGAUGCCGAGACCCAGAACCCGGCUGCAAUCCCGUUCAUGUUCACGGGCAAUGACUUCGGCUCGUUACACACCCGCCGAUUCGAUAAUACCACUAAGUUGGAUGAUCCAGACGAGCAUAUCUCACCCAUGCUGCUCGAGCAUGAUGAUCGAGCUCGUCACCACACUGCUGGCGUCACAUCUAUCUUGCCUCUUGAUGUUCCCUUGGUCGAUGAUGCCCCAGUUUUUCUGACGGGGAGCUAUGACGAGAGUCUUCGGGUGUAUCAUGCUACGCGUAGGGGAGAGGUUCUCGCCGAGCAAGGUCUUGACGGUGGAGUUUGGCGACUGCAGUUGCUGAAUACGACGAAGAUUCCAGGUUCGGAUGAUCCGUCAAGUGUAUCUGAGUACCGCUUUUUAGUGCUGGCGAGCUGUAUGCAUGCUGGAACGAGGCUUGUACGGGUUACGUGCAAGCAUGAAGAUGGGGCUCCGAAUUGGGGGAUUGAGGUUCUGGCGAAGUUUACCGAGCAUGAGAGUAUGAAUUAUGCCAGUGGAGUGUGGGAGGGUGAGCAGAAAGCGACACAAUCUUCUGGGAUUUUGUGCGUCUCGAGCAGUUUCUAUGAUCGCAGGCUCUGUGUUUGGACUGUUGAUCUUUAG
This is a messenger RNA of Penicillium vulpinum, 1251 nucleotides long. RefSeq lists its product as uncharacterized. NCBI's taxonomy places the organism in Eukaryota, Fungi, Ascomycota, Eurotiomycetes, Eurotiales, Aspergillaceae. The record is from RefSeq and is a predicted model, not a curated record. The transcript is spliced from 2 exons. The coding region runs from base 1 to 1251 and encodes 416 amino acids. Gene Ontology annotation, molecular function: protein binding.